CCACUGGUGCCCUGGUUACGCCACCUGUGGCUCAGUUGCACAGCCGCCUGGUAGGUGACUGGAGGCACUGAGCAGUGCUCACUGGUAUUUCGCUGAUGUGGCCCCAACCCCGCCUCCCUCCCCACCCCGCGAUGUCAGAAAAAACACAACAGGGGAAAUUGGCCGCAGCCAAGAAAAAGUUAAAAGCAUAUUGGCAGAGGAAGAGCCCUGGCAUUCCAGCAGGAGCUAACAGGAAAAAGAAAAUCAAUGGCAGUAGCCCUGACACAGCCACUUCUGGUGGUUACCACUCACCUGGGGAUAGCCAGUACCAAGAACUAGCAGUGGCCCCGGAUUCAAGCUCCGCAAUAAUCAGUCAACUCAGUGAAAACGUCAAUUCACUGGUUCGCACAUCUAAGGAGGAGAAGAAGCAUGAGAUACAUCGGGUACAGAAGCUUGGGAGGAGCUUGUUCAAAUUCAAAAACCAGACGGCUGAACCCCUGGCCCCAGAGCCCCCAGCAGGGCCAUCUAAGGUGGAGCAGCUACAAGAUGAGACCAACCACCUAAGGAAGGAGCUAGAGAGUGUGGGAAGACAGCUCCAGGCUGAGGUGGAAAACAAUCAGAUGUUGAGUCUCCUGAACAGGAGACAGGAGGAGAGGCUAUGUGAACAGGAGGAGAGGCUACAUGAACAGGAGGAGACGCUACGUGAACAGGAGGAGACGCUACGUGAACAGGAGGAGACGCUACGUGAACAGGAGGGGAGGCUACGUGAACAGGAGGAGAGGCUACGUGAACAGGAGGAGACGCUACGUGAACAGGAGGAGAGGCUACGUGAACAGGAGGAGACGCUACGUGAACAGGAGGAGAGGCUACGUGAACAGGAGGAGACGCUACGUGAACAGGAGGAGACGCUACGUGAACAGGAGGAGAGGCUAUUUGAACAGGAGGAGAGGCUAUGUGAACAGGAGGAGAGGCUGUGUGAACAGGAGGACAGGCUAUGUGAACAGGAGGAGAGGCUACGUCAACAGGAGGAGAGGCUGUGUGAACAGGAGGAGAGGCCACGUGAACAGGAGGAGAGGCUACGUGAACAGGAGGAGACGCUACGUGAACAGGAGAGGCUACGUGAACAGGAGGAGACGCUACGUGAACAGGAGGAGAGGCUACGUGAACAGGAGGAGACGCUACGUGAACAGGAGGAGACGCUACGUGAACAGGAGGAGACGCUACGUGAACAGGAGGAGAGGCUAUUUGAACAGGAGGAGAGGCUAUUUGAACAGGAGGAGAGGCUACGUGAACAGGAGGAGAGGCUACGUGAACAGGAGGAGACGCUACGUGAACAGGAGGAGAGGCUACGUGAACAGGAGGAGACGCUACGUGAACAGGAGGAGAGGCUACGUGAACAGGAGGAGAGGCUAUUUGAACAGGAGGAGAGGCUACGUGAACAGGAGGAGAGGCUACGUGAACAGGAGGAGACGCUACGUGAACAGGAGGAGAGGCUAUUUGAACAGGAGGAGAGGCCACGUGAACAGGAGGAGAGGCCACGUGAACAGGAGGAGAGGCCACGUGAACAGGAGGAGAGGCCACGUGAACAGGAGGAGAGGCCACGUGAACAGGAGGAGAGGCCACGUGAACAGGAGGAGAGGCCACGUGAACAGGAGGAGACGCUACGUGAACAGGAGGAGACGCUACGUGAACAGGAGGAGAGGCUACGUGAACAGGAGGAGACGCUACGUGAACAGGAGGAGACGCUACGUGAACAGGAGGAGACGCUACGUGAACAGGAGGAGACGCUACGUGAACAGGAGGAGAGGCUACGUGAACAGGAGGAGAGGCUACGUGAACAGGAGGAGACGCUACGUGAACAGGAGGAGAGGCUAUUUGAACAGGAGGAGAGGCUACGUGAACAGGAGGAGACGCUACGUGAACAGGAGGAGAGGCCACGUGAACAGGAGGAGAGGCUACGUGAACAGGAGGAGACGCUACGUGAACAGGAGGAGAGGCUACGUGAACAGGAGGAGAGGCUACGUGAACAGGAGGAGACGCUACGUGAACAGGAGGAGACGCUACGUGAACAGGAGGAGACGCUACGUGAACAGGAGGAGAGGCUACGUGAACAGGAGGAGAGGCUACGUGAACAGGAGGAGAGGCUACGUGAACAGGAGGAGACGCUACGUGAACAGGAGGAGACGCUACGUGAACAGGAGGAGACGCUACGUGAACAGGAGGAGAGGCCACGUGAACAGGAGGAGAGGCCACGUGAACAGGAGGAGAGGCUGUGUGAAGAGGAGAAGCUGCCAGGGCAGGAGAGGCUGCUGGAAGAGGUGGAGAAGCUGUUAGAACAGGAGAGGCGGCAGGAGGAGCAGGAGAGGCUGCUGGACGAGGUGGAGGAGCUCCUGGAGCAGGAGAGGCUUCGGCAACAGGAUGACAGGCUGUGGCAGCAGGAGACUCUGCGGGAGCUGGAGAGGCUGCGGGAGCUGGAGAGGAUGCUGGAGCCGGGGUGGGAAGCCCUCUACGAGCAGCGGGCCGAGCCACGCAGCGGCUUCGAGGAGCUGAACAACGAGAACAAGAGCACACUGCAGGUGGAGCAGAAAGCAAAGGAGCUGAAGAAAUCAGGUGGAGCUGAAGAGCCAAGAGGCUCCGAGUCUGCAGCAGCAGCCAGACCAGUACCGAGCCCCAGUCCCACAGGAGCUUGGGUGUGCGGACAAGCAGGGUGGACUCCCCAGGAGCACCCAGGCUUGGGUGGAGAAGCUGUUGGUACAGGAGAGGCAGCAGGAGGAGCAGGAGAGGCUGCAUGCCAUUCUUUUCAGGCUGCCGAGAACAGGGAGAUAAACAUCACCAUCAUCUAAGAGCUGCUCAAGAAAUUUAAAAAAACAAACAAAACGUUUAAGGGGUUAAUAUCCUACACAAUUCAUUUACUUCAUUUGAAUGUUAGAGCCACUUAUGUUUAUUUGUGUUUCUAAUUUAUAGUUUAAAUGUAUUUGUAAAAAGUUAAAUGAGAGUGGGUCUUUCAUGUUCACUCUGGCAUCUUUUAGCAUUUUUUUAAUUUGAUAAUUAUAGGACGUUAGCAUGCAUAUCGAGUUUGCCCUUAUGUGGUGGGAGUUCAAACACACAAAGACCCACUAUA
This is a messenger RNA of Gorilla gorilla gorilla (western lowland gorilla), 3100 nucleotides long. RefSeq names its product golgin subfamily A member 6-like protein 10. Lineage: Eukaryota; Metazoa; Chordata; Mammalia; Primates; Hominidae. The record is from RefSeq and is a predicted model, not a curated record.